GCAAGCGUGAACACAAAUAAAAAACUAGUAUGCAUUCGUUCGCUCGGAAAAGAGGAAGAGGGGAGAGUCUUGGCGGGUGAAUUUAACACUGUGAUAUUUGUGAACGUUUUGUUGACGCUCCCUUGGCCGCCACCAAGAGCGGUGGCGACGCGCAGUCAGUGCAACACCAUCGCUUGAAUGACAACGCACAAGCCAGACGCACAGCGGAAAUUUCUUAUGAAUUUUACAUCGGCGGUUGGUUCUGUAAAACAAGUCAUCCUGGGAUUACCCAAGUAGCGGAUUUUUGUGGAGUUGCUGUCUCUGAAUCGGAGCAAUGCCAGAAUAAUGAAGAGAUGACCGUCCGUGGUGACCGCUUGUACUGCUGAGCUGUGGGCUGGCGGUAGAUGAGGCCGUCGUCAUGCCCCCAGGGAAGUAUGGGAUGGAGGAGGAGUGGGAGGCGGAGGGGAACGCCGACAUCAUGGUGGACUUCCUGCUCCCGACCGGCAUCUUCCUGGAGUUCCCGGUGUCUCGCAACGACACCAUCGCCGACAUCAAGAAGUUGGUGUGGAGGAGAGCCAGCAGCGAGCCCCUGUUCAACGCGCUGGGCGACCCCGCCUCCUACGUCUUCGUGUGCAUCAGCUCAGCGGCGGAGCGCCUGGAGCUGGAGGCGGAGCACCGGCGCCUGGCCGACGUGCGGCCCUUCGCCUGCUUCCUGCAGCUGGUGGCCCGGGAGGGGGACCGCGCCGAGAAGCUGGCCAACGCCCAGAUCAGCCUGCUCAUCGGGAAAGGCAUCAACGAGUUCGAGGCGCAGAAGAACCACGAGGUGAGCGAGUUCCGCGCGCGGCUGCGGGCGUUCUGCGAGGAGAAGGCUCUGCAGCAGCAGGCGCUGCCCUGGUUCCAGUGGAUGGAGUGUAACUUCCCCUGCGACCUGGAGCCCUGCCGCGCGCUGCCCUCCCGCGGGGGCGGGGCCAAGGCCCCCAAGAAGAUCUUCAUCAACAUCCAGUUCGAGGGCAGCGACGAGAGCUUCAUGCUCCAGCAGGACCCCCAGGAGCCCCCCCUCGCCCUGAUCCGCAGCGCGCUGAAGAAGAAGGCCACGGUGUUCCGCUGGGUGCGGCAGGAGGCCGAGGACUACACCCUGAGGGUCAACGGGCGCUGGGACUUCCUCUACGGGGACCACCCCAUGUGCCAGUUCAAGUACAUCUUCUCGUGCCUGCGGGACGGCCAGAACCCCCAGCUGACCAUGGUGUACCACAGCACCAUCAGGGCCUACCAGGAGGACCAGGGCAGCGCCUGGAGGCAGGGCUCCAAGAGCUCCACCUCAGCCUCUAAACCCCCCCCGCUGCCCCUGAAGAAGCAGAACACCACGCUGCUGUGGACCAUCAGCGAGCCGCUGUGCAUCCACCUGCUGCAGGGCAGCCGGGUCAACGCCGACGAAGGCAUGAAGCUGGUGGUGCAGGCGGGCCUGUUCCACGGCAGCGAGCUGCUGUGUAAGCUGGUGACCAGCUCUGAGGUGGCGGUGGGAUCGGACCCCGUGUGGAACCAGAGGCUGGAGUUCGACAUCAACGUGGCCGACCUGCCGCGCAUGAGCCGCCUCUGCAUCGCGCUGUACGCCGUCGUGGAGAAGGCCAAGAAACCCCGGGGCACCAAGAAGAAGAGCAAGAGGGCCGACUGCCCCAUAGCCUGGGUGAACACCAUGGUGUUUGACUACAAAGACCAGCUGAAGACCGGGGAGUUCCUUCUGUCCAUGUGGCCCUCUAUCCCAGAUGAUAAGAGCGAGCUGCUGAACCCCAUGGGCACCGUGGAGAAGAACACCAACGUGGACAGUGCCGCCGCGCUGCUCAUCCACUUCCCCAGCGUCCGGCCGCAGCCCCUCUACUACCCCCCCCACGACAAGAUAAGUUGCAUGGAGGCUAACGGGGACAUGCCUUCACCCACGAAGGAAGAGCACGCGAGGCUGAAGGAGAUCAUGGACAAUAAGAACCACACAGAGUUCUUUGAGGACGAGAAGGAGCUGCUAUGGAAGCUGCGGGGGGCGGUGCAGAGCCUGUACCCAGAGAGCCUCUCCAAGCUGCUGGUCAUCACCAAGUGGAACAAACGGGAGGACGUGGCGCAGAUGGUGGGUCUGUUGCGGGCGUGGCCCGAGCUCUCGGGGCUCCACGCUCUGGAGCUGCUGGACUACAGCUUCCCCGACCCCUCCGUCCGGGCCUUCACCGUCAAGUGCCUCAAGAAACUCGGGGACAGAGAGCUGCUGCAGUACCUCAUCCAGCUGGUGCAGGUGCUGAAGUACGAGUCGUACCUGGACUGCGACCUCACCUCCUUUCUGCUGGAGCGGGCUCUGUCCAACAAACGCAUCGGCCACUUCCUCUUCUGGCAUCUCAGGUCGGAGAUGCACGUGUCCUCGGUGAGCCUGCGGUUCGGUCUGAUCCUGGAGGCCUACUGCAGGGGCAACAUCCACCACAUCAGGAGCCUCACCAAGCAGAACGAGGCCCUGGGGAAGCUGAAGGCCCUGAGCGACAUCGUGAAGUCGGGCUCCCAGAAGAUGAGCGCCGACGACCUGAAGCUGUGCAUCAAGCAGGACUCCUACAUGGAGGCGCUGUCUGACCUGCUGUCCCCCCUCAACCCAAGCAUCAUCCUCUCAGAGAUCUGUGUGGAGAAGUGCAAGUACAUGGACUCCAAGAUGAAGCCUCUCUGGUUGAUGUACAAAAACCAGUGGGUCCCCGGAGACCUGAUGGGCAUCAUCUUCAAGAACGGAGACGAUCUCCGUCAGGACAUGCUGACCCUGCAGAUGAUCCAGCUCAUGGAGAACCUGUGGAAGAAAGAGGGUCUGGAUCUUAGGAUGAUCCCGUACGGCUGUCUGUCCACGGGGAACAAGAUGGGUCUGAUCGAGGUGGUGAAGAACUCGGACACCAUCGCCAACAUCCAGCGGGACAACAGCAACAGCGCGGCCACGGCGGCCUUCAACAAGGACGCCCUCCUAAACUGGCUCAAGUCCAAGAACCCCGAGCAUAAGCUGGAACAGGCGAUCGAGGAGUUCACGCUGUCCUGCGCUGGCUACUGCGUGGCCACGUACGUCCUGGGCAUCGGAGACCGUCACAACGACAACAUCAUGAUCAGGGAGACAGGACAGCUGUUUCAUAUAGACUUUGGCCACUUCCUGGGAAACUUCAAAAGGAAGCUUGGCAUUAACCGGGAGCGUGUGCCGUUCAUCCUGACCUACGACUUCGUCCACGUCAUCCAGCAGGGAAGGACCAACAACAGCGAGAAGUUUGAGAGGUUCAGGGACUACUGCGAGCGCGCCUACAAGAUCCUGUGUCGGAACGGGACUCUGUUCGUCAACCUCUUCGCCAUGAUGAAGGCAGCGGGACUGCCAGAGCUCUCCUCGUUCAAGGACAUACAGUACCUUAAGGACUCUUUGGCGUUGGGGAAGACGGAGGAGGAGGCUCUGAAAAGCUUUAAGGUGAAGUUCAACGAGGCUCUGAGGGAGAGCUGGAAGACCAAGGUCAACUGGAUGAUGCACUCCCUGGCCAAAGACAAGAGGCCGUGAGCCCCCAGGCCGGAGGAGAGGAGACCCCCGUAGCCACCUGCCCCCCUGGGGUGUAUUCUAUGGGACCAAAUAUGGGGAAAAUGCACUGAAAAGAUUCAACUUCACGGAUGCCAUUUAGAGAACUUCAAUGAAUGUUUACGCCUGAGUUGCCAGGUUCCCCUAAAGCUAAGCUGAACUAGCUUCUGCCAUCUCGAGGGAUAACGAUAUAUAUUAACGAGACGGACGAACGGGAUGACGUCAAUAAGGUCUCGGAGGACGGGUAUUCAUUAGCGCCUUCUAUUCUUUCGUCUAACAGAAGGCAGAUUUUCCUCGGCCGUUUGAGGUGUUUCAAUGCAUUGCUUACGAGUUACUUAUGGACGAAAACUUGUAUGUACAAAAGCCCAGCAAACUGACUCUAAUGCAUCCCUCGACGGAGAAGACUGCAAGAGUAUUCUAUGGUUUUGGAAGACCCCAUUCCCCUUAAGGUUUACAUCAUGUUCUGCCAUUUCAAGUGCAUUUCCCCUCAACAUAUCAAGUUAGAUUAUGAUUUAUAUAAGAUAUCAUCAGGGUAUUCUGAGGAACUUGUGUAGGUUUUAUUAUUUUUCAUGCUUCGAUACAUGUUUUUUCACUUUUGCCUUCAAAACUUUGAAAAUUGCCUCACAGUAUGACCUUUAGAGAAGUAAUAAUAAUAAUAAUAUUAAGAAGAACUGAAUAUUAAACUAAAGUAUUUCCUAAUGAUUAAGCCAUCGUAUCGAAAGCAAUCAUACCCAUCCUCUAAAUUGUGGAUGUAUUUUGUGAAUUGAAAUCAGAUGAUUCUCACGACCCGGACCCACACAGCAACCUGGUGCCAGUCGAACCAAGAGCCCCUCUCAGACUGGAGCUGGGACAUGAUAAUAGUGUGUGUGUGUGUGUGUGUGUGUGUGUGUGUGUGUGUGUGUGUGUGUGUGUGUGUGUGUGUGUGUGUGUGUGUGUGUGUGUGUGUGUGUGUGUGUGUGAGAUGUUACCAAUUCAUUUAUUUCAAUGCGUAGAAUGUCAGCUGCCUCUGUGCUUUUGCAUAGUUUAUGUUAAUGCCAUGACUGCUCUGUUGUCUAAGCCCUCUUAUGCACCCAAUGUGCUUUCAGAAAGUAUUUAAAGAAAUACAUGUUUUUAUUAAAUAGAGGGGGGGGGGGGGGGGGGGAGAUGUGUGUCUAAGAUAUGGUGGUGGUAAGAUACCACUGCCACCACUGCCAAUUCAAUGUUUAGUGCUGCUGAGUGCAAUAUCCCUUGAUAAACAUCUGGUUAAACUAUU
Messenger RNA from Gadus macrocephalus (Pacific cod), 4790 nucleotides. RefSeq names its product phosphatidylinositol-4,5-bisphosphate 3-kinase, catalytic subunit delta (gene pik3cd). Gene Ontology annotation, biological process: phosphatidylinositol-mediated signaling; phosphatidylinositol 3-kinase/protein kinase B signal transduction; phosphatidylinositol-3-phosphate biosynthetic process. Gene Ontology annotation, molecular function: 1-phosphatidylinositol-4-phosphate 3-kinase activity; 1-phosphatidylinositol-3-kinase activity. The transcript has 23 exons. The record is from RefSeq and is a predicted model, not a curated record. Gene Ontology annotation, cellular component: phosphatidylinositol 3-kinase complex; cytoplasm; plasma membrane. NCBI's taxonomy places the organism in Eukaryota, Metazoa, Chordata, Actinopteri, Gadiformes, Gadidae. Bases 398 to 3523 code for a protein of 1041 amino acids.